CCCCGGGCGACCCCGGAAGUGGGUCGGGGGCUUGGCCUCUGCCCGGCCUCGGAGCCGGAGCGGGAGGUGUUACUCGAAAGGGGUCGAGCCGAGCGAUCCCGUCCAGCGGUGGAGCCCGGGCAGGGCCCGGGCCAGGGGUCCAGGAUGCUAAACGUCCCUUCCCAGUCUUUCCCCGCCCCCAGCUCACAGCAGCGCGUCGUCGCCGGGGGGCGUAGCAAGGUACCUCUCAAACAGGGCAGGAGUCUUAUGGAUUGGAUUCGACUGACCAAAAGUGGAAAGGACCUAACGGGAUUAAAAGGCAGGUUAAUUGAAGUAACUGAAGAAGAACUGAAAAAACACGACAAAAAAGAUGACUGUUGGAUCUGCAUAAGAGGGUUUGUUUAUAAUGUCAGCCCAUAUAUGGAGUAUCAUCCUGGUGGAGAAGAUGAACUCAUGAGAGCAGCCGGAUCAGAUGGUACUGACCUUUUUGAUCAGGUUCAUCGGUGGGUCAAUUAUGAGUCCAUGCUAAAGGAGUGCCUGGUUGGCAGAAUGGCGGUUAAACCUGCUGCUCCUAAAGACUAUCAUGAAGAAAAGAAAGUCUUAAAUGGCAUGCUUCCCAAGAGCCAAGCGACAGAUACACUUGCCAGAGAAGGUCCUAGUUCUCCAAGCUAUGACUGGUUCCAAACAGACUCCUUGGUCACCAUUGUCGUAUAUACUAAACAGAAGGAUAUCACUUUAGACUCAGUAAUAGUCGAUCAUCAGGAUGAUUCCUUUAGAGCAGAAACAAUUAUCAAGGAUUAUUCAUAUCUUAUAAAUAUUGAGCUAAGCCACGCGGUUCAAGGAGAUUUUUCUGGUUUGUUCUACAGACAGUGCCAGUUAAUUUCCAAGGAGGAUGUUACUCAUGAUACGAGGCUUUUCUGCUUCAUGCUGCCACCAAGCACUCAUCUGCAGGUGCCAAUUGGGCAACACGUUUACCUCAAGCUAACUAUUACAGAUACUGAAAUUGUGAAGCCAUAUACACCUGUAUCUGAUUCCUUACUCUCAGAGUUCAAGGAACCAGCUCUUCCCAACAAUAAAUACAUCUACUUUUUGAUCAAAAUCUAUCCUGCUGGACUCUUCACACCAGAACUUGAUCAUCUUCAGAUUGGAGAUUUUGUUUUCGUAAGCAAUCCUGAGGGCAAUUUUAAAACAUCCCAGUUCCAAGAAUUAGAAGAUCUCUUUUUAUUGGCUGCUGGAACAGGCUUCACACCGAUGGUUAAACUACUGAAUUACGCUUUGACUAAUAUACCCAGUCUCAGGAAAGUGAAGCUGAUGUUCUUCAAUAAAACAGAGGAUGAUAUAAUUUGGAGAAGCCACUUGGAGGAAUUAACUUUUAAAGAUAAAAGAUUUGAUGUUGAAUUUGUUCUCUCAGCGCCUAUUUCUGAAUGGAAUGGCAAACAGGGACACGUUUCACCAGCGCUUCUUUCUGAAUUUUUGAAAAGAAGUUCAGACAAAUCCAAAGUCCUCAUCUGCAUUUGUGGACCAACGCCAUUUACAGAACAAGGAAUAAAAUUUCUGCAUGAGCUGAACUUUUCCAAAGAUGAGAUCCAUAGCUUUACAGCGUAACGAAGAGCUGUCAUUGUCCUUUACUCAACUGUUUUAUCUAAAUUUGUGAAUACUUAGAGUUUUUUAAGAGAACAUUUUUGUAUAUACCGAAAGGUUAACUAGAAGCCAGGCUUCAGUUUCUUAAAUGAAAUCAAGCGUCCCUGCGGUAUAGGUAACUGUUGACUUUAUUUUAUACCAUAACUUAUUUUACUACUGAUAUUUGACCUAGAAAGUCAAUCAUGGCAGCAAGUACAUACAGGAUUCUGUGUUAUGAGUCACAAAGUUCCUUACCAUUUAAAGUGUAUCACUGUUCUACAGUAAGCUCCUGUGUUUUAUGACGUGAGAAAGGAUCAUUUUGAUCACAUUUCUAUGCUAUAAAAUGUCUUAUUAGCAAUACAGAUUAAAUUUUACAUUGUACUGUUAACUCAGGAAAUGGUCAUUUAUGUACUUGUUAUUACUAUUAAAACAUGGAAUGUUAUAACUUAUUAAGUGAUCCAGACAUUUUGUGUGUAUGUAUCUGGCAUUGAUACAGAGAAGAAUAAAAGUAUACUUAAGAACUUUUUAA
Equus caballus (horse) is the source of this 2128-nucleotide messenger RNA. The record is from RefSeq and is a predicted model, not a curated record. NCBI's taxonomy places the organism in Eukaryota, Metazoa, Chordata, Mammalia, Perissodactyla, Equidae.